AUGGACUCUUCAAUUUCUUCAUCAUCAGAUCUUCAUCGUCAAUCAUCUUAUGUUGGUUUAAGGGAUUGGGUCCUGGAUAAUGGACCUUGGCAUAUUCAGAAUAAACCAUUGUUCUUGAGGAGCUGGUCACCUGAAGGGCUUAGUUAUCUUGCUAGUGCUUUAGGUAACCCAUUGUACAUGGACACUAUUACAACUUCAAGAGAGAGACUCGAAUAUGUUAAGGUGUGCGUGGAAAUUGAAGCUGGUGUCACCAUCCCAGAAUCCAUUCAGGUUAUCUUAAAGGAUGGCUCCUAUGUGAAUGUUAGAGUUCAUGUUCCUUGGUUGCCCAAAUUUUGUGCUAAGUGUAAAACAUUUGGGCACCAUGUCAAUUCGUGUAUUGAUGUCAGGCAGCCCCAUCAGAAAUCAAAAGAGGUGCAAGUUUGGAGGAAGAAGGAUAGUAAGGGCACAGAGACUGUUAGUAAGGGUAGCUUGCAUGUUACUGUUAUUACUGACACAGGGACUGCUAAUGCACCAAUUGAGAUUUCUCAAAGCUCAACAUUGCCUCCCGAUUCUAUCUGCAACCCUAAAGGAUUACUUGUGGGAAAUACUGUGGAGAGAAUAGUGCUUGCUUUACAAGAGAACAAUAUGCCUAAUUUGAUGAGAAAGUUAUCAGAUGCUUCUGUGUCACUGGAGCUGUCAGAUUCUGUAUCUACAGUACAUGAGAGGGUACCUACUGAUGGUUUCAUUCAUACACAGAGCACUGACCAAUCUAGUGAUUUCCCAACCUUACAGGAUUCCUUGAAGAAGAAGCAAAAGGGAAGGAAAAAAAGAGGUUAUUGGUUCUUCAACUUCUGGAACGUUAGGGGGAUUAAUAACCCCCGUAAACAACUGAAGGUGUUAAAGAGGUUAUUUUCUUGUGAGGUUGAUAUAUUUUGUUUGAUGGAGUCUCGUAUUCGUAGUGUGAAUUCUGUUAGCUUUACUUCUGCUUUAUCUGAUGAUUGGUAUUUUGUUGGAAAUUAUGAUUUUAUUGAAGGAGGAUAUUGGCCCCUCCUCUUGGCUGGUUGGGGGGACUUUAACAUCAUUGCCAAGGCUGAGGAGAGUUCUGAUUUUGACAUCAUGGGGAUUCACUGUACCCUUGAUAUGAAGGACUUUCAAGACUGUUUAGAAGACCUUGAGCUCAUGGACCACCCUUUCCUUGGACCUUUAUUCACUUGGUCCAAUAAGCAAGAAGGAUCCUUCCUGGCUCGAAAGUUGGACAGAAUCCUUGUUAAUGAUCAAUGGAUGGUUGAUUUCCCUGACUCGUUUGUUGAAUUCAAGGCCGAGGGAGUAUCUGACCAUUGCCUUGGAAUGUUGUGGACUCAUAAGGGCAUUAUGGCUAAGAAGCCUCGACCAUUCAAGUUUUAUAAUAUUUGGUCUGGUCAUGAAAAAUUCCUUGAUGUUGUUAGGGAUUCUUGGCAGCACCAAUAUGGUGGGGAUGUUAUGUGCUGCUUGUUCAACAAGUUGAAAAGACUUAAGCAUGUUCUUAAGCAAUUUAAUUCAAAAUUUUUUGUUGAUAUCUCUGGUAGAGUCAAAGCCAAGAGGGCAAAAUUGGAGCAGAUUCGGAUUUUCAAUCUAGCUCAAUUUAAUCAGAGGAGGAUUGAAGAAGAAAUGAAGGUUCAUACUGACUUAGUUGACUUGAAAGUUGCUGAAGCUGCUUUCUAUAGGCAAAAAGCCAAGGUCCAUUGGCUAAGAGAGGGUGACUUGAAUACAAAGUUUUUUCAUCAAAGGGUUCUCUCCAACAAGAAAAAGAAUUCUAUUAGGGUCAUUAAGAGUGAGGAUGGGUGUUCAGCUGUAGCUUUGAAGGACCUGUUGAACUACUCCUUGCCAGAAGAUGCAGACACCUUACUAACAAAGGAUGUGACUGAUUUGGAGAUUAAAGAAGCUCUUUUUAAGCAAGGUGUGUACAAAAGCCCAUGUCCUAAUGGUUAUACUUCUGGCUUCUUUAAAUCUGCCUGGAGCAUUGUUGGCAGUGAUUUCAUUGCUGAUGUAAGAAUCUUGGUUAAUAGGCUUACACCUUUUUUCCCUGGCAUGAUUUCCUACAACCAGUCAGCCUUUGUUAAGGGUAAGAGUAUUGUUGAUAACACCCUUUUAGCCCAGAAUAUUGUUAAAGAUUACUCUAGGAAAGGACUUUCUCCUAGAUGUGUUGUUAAAAUUGAUAUACAUAAGUAUUUUGACUCAAUUAACUGGGAUUUUUUGCUGACUGUUUUUGAGGCUAUGGGCUUUUCUGAGGUUUUCUGUCACUGGAUCAGGGUUUGUAUUACUACCCCAAAAUAUUAUGUGUGCUUGAAUGAUAGUUUGGUGGGGUAUUUCAAGGGGGCAAGGGGGAUUAGACAAGGUGAUCCAUUGUUUCCUUAUCUUUUUGUCAUGGUGAUGAAUGUUCUUUCUGCUAUGUUGAACAAAGCUGCUAAGCAUGGAAUUUUUAAAUUUCAUCUUAAAUGUAGAAGAAUCUCCCUAACUCACCUUAGUUUUGCUGAUGAUCUCCUUGUAUUCUGUCAUGGCUCUCUUGAAUCUAUUCUUGGUGUUCAAUGUAUUCUCGAAGGGUUUUAA
This is a messenger RNA of Hibiscus syriacus, 2565 nucleotides long. RefSeq lists its product as uncharacterized. Lineage: Eukaryota; Viridiplantae; Streptophyta; Magnoliopsida; Malvales; Malvaceae. The record is from RefSeq and is a predicted model, not a curated record. The transcript is spliced from 8 exons. Gene Ontology annotation, molecular function: catalytic activity. The coding region runs from base 1 to 2565 and encodes 854 amino acids.